AUGGCCUACAACGACGACGCCGUCUUGGCCCGUCUUUCAGCCCUCAAUGAUAGCCAUGAUAGCAUCGCCACGGCUGCCCAAUGGAUCAUGUUUCACAGGAGACAUGCCGACAGGACAGUCCAGUUGUGGAUGCAGCGGCUGAAAGACUCGUCCGCUUCACGUCGGCUAAGUCUAGUCUACUUGGUAAAUGAGGUGGCCCAGCAAUCCAGAAUUCGGCACAAGGAGGACUUUAUUAUUGCCUUCUCCCCAGUCGUGGCUGAGGCGACGUCCAUUGCGUACAAGGGAGCAGCCGCUGAAAUCCAGGGUAAACUAAGGCGGGUUGUUGAAGUUUGGAAGGAUCGGUCCAUCUUUGAACCCCCGAUCCAAGCAGCCAUUGAAUCUCGUCUUGACGAGCUCGACAAGGCCAGAGGCGCCUCCAAGCCCGGGUUCACCGGGUCUCCCUUUGGAAGUGCCCCCAGUAUUCCCUCCGAGUUUGCACCGCUCGUGACGGCCCACCAGUCGGUGCAGAAGCUUAGCAUCCCUCUCAAGGCCACCGUCUCCUCGGCGGACCAGGAAUAUGAGAAGCAGACGGACCCCUCCACGCUAGCGCCGUCUGCCCCGGUCUAUGCGGCCCGUCUGAAUGGCCUCCUCAACACGCUGGCCCACGCCGAGAGCGCGGUGGCGGACUGCGUCAAGGCCCGCGAGGGACUAGUCUCAGGGCUGGAGAAGCUCCUGGAGUCUAACCGUGCCGCCCUAGACAAGGAUAGGGAGGACGCGGCGCGGUUCGCCGCCCGCAAGCAGGAGAUCGAGGAAAAGAAGCAGCGGGUGGAGAUGGCCAUCAUGCAGGCCCUUGGGUCGUCGGAUAACAACAAUGGCGGCCCAGCUGAGGGUGAUUCUACUUCAGCGGCGGUUAACCCGGAUGCUGCUGAGCCUGACCGGCCUGAGAUGGAGGCUCUGACGCCGCCGUCCAUGAAUGGGGAGCCGGUCGAACUGCCUGCGAGUAACGAUGAGUUUCAACAGCCCGAGGCCGAGACUGAAGAGCCGACGUACCAGACUUUGACGGUGACUUCCAACGGCUCCAAUAAGAGACGACGUGUCGAUGGCGGAGAUGACUUCCCUGACCUUGGCGGCGACGAUCUCGAUGCCGACGUCGACGCUCUAAUCAAGGAUUCUUCCAAGUCUUGA
Molecule: messenger RNA, 1164 nt
Organism: Geosmithia morbida
Lineage: Eukaryota; Fungi; Ascomycota; Sordariomycetes; Hypocreales; Bionectriaceae
Exons: 4
Coding region: 1-1164 (387 amino acids)
Biological process (GO): mRNA 3'-end processing
Cellular component (GO): RNA polymerase II, holoenzyme
Molecular function (GO): RNA polymerase II C-terminal domain binding
Source: RefSeq, a predicted model, not a curated record